Molecule: messenger RNA, 282 nt
Organism: Cylicocyclus nassatus
Lineage: Eukaryota; Metazoa; Nematoda; Chromadorea; Rhabditida; Strongylidae
Source: the annotation of a GenBank genome assembly
AUGAUAGCCUUGAGCAUGUCAAGCAAUUCUGCUACGGAAAUAAAGGAGGUCCUGCACGCGUGUUAUCCACAAUACGAUAAUCAUACUGGUGCUCUAUAUGGUAUAAAGGGAAAUGAAAUGGGGUUUGAUGUUCACGAUCCUGCAUGUGACGUUGCCUGUGACACCGAUAUAUAUUGCGAUUGUGAUUAUAAGCUCCAGGAUUGUAAAACACUUGGACGAAGUGGAGAGUAUGUCACGUCAAACAAAGAUUGUACACAAGCAGCUAAGGUAAAUCUGCUGUAA